Molecule: messenger RNA, 23472 nt
Organism: Podarcis lilfordi (Lilford's wall lizard)
Lineage: Eukaryota; Metazoa; Chordata; Lepidosauria; Squamata; Lacertidae
Source: the annotation of a GenBank genome assembly
AUGACUGGGUGGCUGAAUCAGACUGAGAUGAAGGAGACGGUUUGGGCAGGAGCAGGUAACGCAGUGGGGCGGGGUCACAACAAAAGCCUCCCAGCAACAGCAUUGCUACAGCUUAAUAUACUACAGCUUCCGCCCUGACCUGCAUUUCCCACAAUCGGUGCUGUUUCCGUUCCCCUUCCAGUGCCUGCUGUUUCACGAAAGUUUCAUAACUAUUUUUGCAACAUAUGUAACUUGCAUUCGCUCCAAUCUAACGGAAAUCCCGGAGCAAUGUAGAGAGAAGUCUUUGCAGACACUUGAAAACAGCUACAGUGGUGCAAAAUUGUAAAUGGACACUGAUUGUGAUUUCCCGGAGAAACGUGUGAACUGCUGCAAUUUCUGCUUCCUUUUUCCAUUAGAAUUCCCCCAACUGCCCUAGAGGAAUGAGGAGACCGUAAGGCUGAUGCAGUGUGGGCACAAGAGCAGAACCAAACUGGCACUCCUGCCAGGGUGCCCACACAGCCCCGCUGCUGCCUUGUUGAACUAGCUAGGCCAUUGGCUUGAUCCAGCAGGCUGCUCUUAUGUUCCUAUGUUACCGGUGCUGCCGCUGAAGGUCUACUGCUGGGGCUCCAGCCUCCUAGACUGUCCAUUUCUGGAUGUGGAUCAGGUGAAAAGACAACACAAGACUAGGCCCUCCAGAACACAACUGAGAGUAACAGAGAGAUACCUCCUUCUUCUUCUUCGAACAGAUCUCAACAGGAUUAGCUACAAAGGAAUAAACCACCAAAGCAUGAUCGCCGAUACCGACGCCAACACAUUGAGAAUGGGAAAAUUAAAGUGGUUCUAGAUACAGAGGGUGUGUGGAAAUAUAAGAACAAAAAUACCAAGUUGGGACAGAUCAAUCUACCCAGGCCAUCUGGGCAGUUUAACCAGGGAAAGCUGUAAAGCAAUCAUAACAUGUGAAAAAGCUUCGGGUCAUUUAAUGAGCCACUAUUAUAUUGGUCAGCAUACAAUAGGAGUGAGAUUCAACUAAGUUGUUCUGUGUGCAGAACAAGAUGCACUCUGCUCUGAAAUGGUUGGAGGAACCCUCAGAACAGGUUUAGGGAGUGGGUUUCAAGGAGGAUAGGGGGAAGUCCUGUUGGGUGUAUGAAUCUCAUUCCCUAUGCUCAUACCCCACUUAGUAUUCCCACUGUACUCCACCCAUAGUAGGCAAAUUUUUAAUUCACCAAUGGCAGCAAAAAACAAACCAACCCACAGUCAAAUCUUGGGCCAGCCUGGCUUGUGCAGGAGCAGUUGAAAUGAAUGGGUACUGAGUUAGAAUACUAUUGUGCCGUUUUGAUGACCAUUUCCUGGGGAUUAUACCUUUCUGUCAUCUUGAAGGUGCUUUUUCCGUAGCAACCUGAGUCUAGGGAUAUCUGCCUAGAUAAUCUGCAGAAAAUAGUGGGAGGAGGAGGAGUUUGAUACUAUCGUUUCAAUUACUCAGCUGUUGCUCUUGGACGUGGUAGUGAAAUAAGCAAAGCCCACGGGCGAAAAUUUGACAUGUUGAAAAACUUCUUGUCUUAGCCAGCAUUUGCAUGCAUGCGCAUGUGUGUGUGUGUGUGUGUGUGUGUGUGUGUGAAAGAGAGGGAGAGAGAACACUAAAUAUAGUAAGGGCGAGGCUCCAGUGAUGCAGAUUAGCUGACUUCCCUGAGGGCUUUAUGGACUCGUGUGGUGGAGUAUAAAUCAGAAUAAAAUAACAGGAACAAACACAGAGCUCAGUAAAAGUAUGUUGUCCAUCGCUGUGCUCUGCCACUGUAAUAUCGGGGGAAAGCCACUCCCUCUCCUUUUCCCUCUGGCAAAAUACUUGAGACUGUGGUGUGGCUAGCCAAGCAAACGAAGGAUGGUAUUGGGAGGAAAACUGGAUAUACGUCUAAUCUGAUCAUUCUCUGGUGGCAGAUUUGGGUUCUAGAGCAGUUGAAGCGCUUGGUCAUUGUUAUGGCUGGGCGAUAUAUCACUAUAUCGUCCAAAACUGGUUUGAAGUCCAUACUGUAUUGUGAUAUUGGUUUCAUAAUUUUUGACCUGGCAAUAUAUCGCGAAUCAUUAUGUGUGUUAUGCAAAAAUCACAAUCCGGGGGAAACCGUGAAGCCAGCCAAUGUCUCUACAUAGCUCCAUCUUUAUUUCAGACAUCAUGAUAUACAGUGGUACCUCGGGUUACAUACGCUUCAAGUUACAUAUGCUUCAGGUUACAGACUCCACUACCCCACUACUAGCUCGGGUUAAGAACUUUGCUUCAGGAUGAGAACAGAAAUCGCGCGGCAGUGGCAUGGCAGCAGCAGGAGGCCCCAUUAGCUAAAGUGGUGCUUCAGGUUAAGAACAGUUUCAGGUUAAGAACGGACCUCCGGAACGAAUUAAGUACUUAACCUGAGGUACCACUGUAUCAGCCUAUUGUGAAGUUUAGCUGGUGAAAUAUCCCUACAUCCCUACACAUAUAGAAGGCCCCAUCAGUUUCAUACCACUUUCAGCAGUUACAGUGGUGCCCCGCAAGACGAAUGCCUCGCAAGACAAAAAACCCGCUAGACGAAAGGGUUUUCCAUUUUUCGAUGCGCUUCGCAAGACGAAUUUCCCUAUGGGCUUGCUUCGCAAGACGAAAAUGUCUUGCGAGUCUUGCGAUUUUUUUCGCUCCCCCCCCUUUUUCUAAGCCGCUAAGCCGCUAAUAGCCUUUUAGCCGCUAAGCCGCUAAGCCUUUAAUAGCCGCUAAACCGCUAAUAGCGCUAAUCCGCUAAUUCGCUAAUAGGGUUGCUUCGCAAGACGAAAAAACCGCUAGAUGAAGAGACUCGCGGAACGGAUUAUUUUCGUCUUGCGAGGCACCACUGUACAUCUUCCCCCAAAGAAUCCUGGGAAUUUUAGUUUGUUAAGGGUGCUGAUGGGUUCUUAGGAGACCCCUAUUCCCUUCACAGAGCUGCAAUUCCCAGAGUUCCCUGGAAAGAGGUGUUGCUUGUUGAACUGCUCUGCGAAUUGUAGCUACGUGAGGGGAGUAGGGGUCUCGUGACAACUCUCAGCACCUUUAACAAACAAUGCUUAUCAGGAUUUCUUGGGGGAAGCCAUGACUGUUUAAGGUGUCAGGACAGGGCCCUGCCCGCCCCUGCUGCCACUGGAGAGGCAAGGAGACGCCUCUGCAUGAUCCCACUAAGAGAGGCUUCCUGUUUUGCCUCGUGCAGUAGGGAAGAGCGGCCCUUGUGGUAUGAUACAGUGGUACCUCUGGUUACAGACGCUUCAUGUUACAGACACUUCAGGUUACAGACUCCGCUAACCCAGAAAUAGUACCUCAGGUUAAGAACUUUGGUUCAAGAUGAGAACAGAAAUUGCGCAGCGGCAGUGGGAGGUCCCAUUAGCUAAAGUGGUACCUCAGGUUAAGAACGGACCUCUGGAACGAAUUACGUUCUUAACCAGAGGUACCACAGUAUUGCUUUAAAUGUUUACUGCAGGAGGGCCUAAGUUUACUUCCUCCUUAACCAUAACUGAUGACCUGACAUACUUGGUAUAUUUAAUGUGGGUUUCUAUUUAUUUUCUUCUUAGUGCUUUGAAUAACUGCCAGAGCCGUAGCUAGGUGAUCUUGUGCCCCUGGCAAAGCUGUCCAGAUUGCGCCGCCUAGCCACGGACAAAUUAGCUCUUCUUUCCACCUCUCCUCCAACCCUCUCACCCACCCAUUCAAUUCACUCUCUAUUUAAAACCAUUUCUUAUGAGGCAAUAAUCAAUAUUUAUAUUUAUGGACAUAUUUUAAAGCCGAUUUUAUGCCUCCUCCAAUUGCCUGCGCCCCUGGCGGGGGUCCACCUCGCCACCCCCUAGCUACAGCCCUGGUAACUGCGUAUAUUUUGUUUGUGUGUGUGUGUGUGUGCUUGUGCCAGUGUGAUGUAGUGGUUAAGAGCGGCAGACUCGUAAUCUGGUGAACCGGGUUCGCUUCCCUGCUCCUCCACAUGCAGCUGCUUGGUGACCUUGGGCUAGUCACACUUCUCUGAAGUCUCUCAGCCCCACUCAUCUCACAGAGUGUUUGUUGUGAGGAGGAAGGGAACGGAGAUUGUUAGCCGCUUUGAGACUCCUUUGGGUAGUGAUAAAGUGGGACAUCAAAUCCAAACUCUUCUAUGUGAUCACGGGACACCUUUACCUACUUUCCCAACAAACCAGGUGCAGCCAUGCAUAGCCAUGCUGAGUGCAUUGCCAAAAGCCCUUGGAAUAAAUGCAGUCCUAUCAGGGACCCGGCAAACCUUGGCCUUUUUGCUGCUUGCCUUGUCGGGCGGGUGCCAGGCCAGAGGGUUGCCUUUGCUUUGGCCUGGUAGGUCGUACGUUAUUCGGUAAACCAAGGGUUGGGAACCUGUGGCCCUUCAGAUGUCACUGGACCACAACUCAAUUGGCUGGGGCUGAUGGGAGUUGGAGGAGAGCCUCCCACCUCUGCAGUAAACGGACUUUGCGAUCUCGUGUAGUCAUAAUUCUCAUAAUGUUCCCUCAGCCUCUGACUCCCCUGCCCCCUAUUUUCCAUAUCACUUAAAUUCUGGGGUCCUCGGAGGGGCUGUGUUCUGCCGGCUAUGUUUUUUCUACCAAGUGCGGUGCGUGCCAAAAGCUCUGUAUAAAUAACAAACGUUGCAAUAAUAUUCCCAGGGCUCUCCGCUUCUUAAGUGUGUGUUUGUUUGUAUGGCUUUCGGAACAUGGCGGAGCAGAACGGUUCUGGCUCCAGAAGGGAUCUGUGAGGAGACAUAAUAAGGCCAGGAGACGCGCAAGUGCUGUCAUUUGCUGCGCUGGCCCCCAUGUUCCACAAGAGUGCCAAGCAUCUUAAUUGUAGCCAUCUUUUUUAAUUUUCAUCCUGUGCGCUAUCUGGCAUGCUAGGAAUGCCAUGUUUUUCUUUUCAUGCCGUGCCGAACGAACUCCGAGUCCUAAUCCGGUUGGGCUCUUGGAUGCGUCGAAUACUUCUGCUUGCUUGUUUUUUUUUCCUUUCUUUUUUGGCAGAGCGACCUGGAAUGAUAAUGAAGCAGGUGCGUAGGCUCAGCUUUGACAGAAAUGUAUAAUUCUGUGGGCGGAUCCUAGUGAAGAUCCUAGACUGCGAUAGUGGAAAACAGAACGUCAGUUGCCAAUCGUGAAAUUUAGGUGGAAGGUUACAUGAGAUUGAAUUGCUGGGAGAAAUGUGGCGGCUGUAACUUAAUGCGGGCAAUGAGCAAUGGAAAAGCUUCGGUGUGGUGGUGGUGGUGGAAAAUAGCUUGUGGCAUCAGUUCAUGCCUAGGUGGCAUACUACAGGAUGCAGAAUCUAACCCAGGAUCUGCAAUCCUGAGGAUCUUCAUUCUUACACAUUUCUUGCAUGCCCCUCGUGUGUUUGGAGAUGUACAGAACAGUGGUGCAAUCCUUGCCCCGAUGACUUUGAGAAUAUACUCCAGGUUGCUUAGUAAAGGUUAGUUACCUAGAGUUGCAUCCAUCUAAGUCACUGCACAUUGCUCCUGAUCUGUUCUGGGGGCUUCGGGAAAUUCCCAGAUAAGAUUUGGGGCAGGGGGGCAGUGCAGGGAGAUGAAAUUCUGUUGCCCAAGCAGAAGUUGUUCAGCUAAUGCAAUGACUUGCAACUCCCAUUUACAUAACAUAAUAAGGUCUGUUGAAUUUAGCCCAUUAAUCAGCUAGGUUGAUGAAAUCAUUUUGUGGUGAUUAAAAAUGUGUUUGCACUUCAGCUAGAUAGUAGGCUUUUUAAAAAUUGUGCGUGGGUGGCGCUGUGGGUUAAACCACGGAGCCUAGGACUUGCCGAUCAGAAGGUCGGCGGUUCGAAUCCCCGCAACGGGGUGAGCUCCCGUUGCUCGGUCCCAGCUCCUGCCAACCUAGCAGUUCGAAAGCACCUCCAAGUGCAAGUAGAUAAAUAGGGACGGCUCUCCGGCGGGAAGGUAAAUGGUGUUUCCGUGUGCUGCUCUGGUUCGCCAGAAGUGGCUUAGUCAUGCUGUCUGCGGACAAGUGCUGGCUCCCGGCCUAUAGAGCGAGAUGAGCGCGCAACCCCAGAGUCGGUCACGACUGGACCUGAUGGUCAGGGGUACCUUUACCUUUACCUUACUUGUACAAAUCAAAUGAGGCAAGCCUCAUCUUAGAAGACUUGUUUCUCUUUUAUUUUUAUAUACAUGUAUGUAUAUAUAAAUAUAUAUAUACAUAUAUAUUUGUAUAUAUGUACACACACACACACAAUUUAUACAUAUAAAAGAUCACAUACAGAUCACAGCACCGUAUCUUUACAUAAAAUUAAUAGAGAAGAAACUCACUCCUAGUUUACUCUCAUAGUCAGCUAUGCCUCUUUUAUGAUGCUGCCUGCAGCAAUUGUACAUGCAUAAUCAAAGGCAAUAUGCAUUUGUUUGUUUGUUUGUUUAUUGCUUGCUUGCUUGUUCGCUUGCUUUAAAGUGGAUCUGCAGUGAGAAACACUGCAUAAUUUGCCUACUGCCACAUUUUGCAAUUCUACAAAUACAUAGGAAAAGCUGUCAAGGGUGUUUUGCAAUACAGUCUUAUUUACACUCGGACAUUUCCGAUCCUGCUAUACAAUAUGGUGUGUGUGGUCAGGGAGGCAGUGACACCUGCCUAAGCUGGACCUGCUACACUCAGCGAUGGGUGUGUAGGUGGGACUCCCCUCAUGCCUGGUCCGGAAGCUGCAGUUAGUACUGAACGCUACAGUGCAAUGGCUCACAGGAGUGCAAGUCUGUCAGCAGGUUACGUAUUGCUCAAUGAUCUGUGCUGGCUGCCAGUUUGCUGCCAGGCUGAGUUCAAGGUCUUACCGUUGGUAUAUAAAGCCUUUUACAGCUUGGGACGGGCUUACCUGAAGGACUGCCUUACCCCCUAACGUGCCUGUUAGAUCCGUUUACAAGCGCAACACGGUGUUCGUUCCACAUUAGUGAGCUGUCCUCUCUUUAGCGUGGCAGCGCCUGCGCUUGGGCAUCCCCGACAUCUGUUGACAUCCGUAUCCAGGCUCCCGCCCCAAAACACACAAGCUCUUGCUUGCAAGUAAGAAUGAGAACUUUGUUCACACAAGCGACAGGCUUAGCAGCCCAGGGCUUGGGGCUAAGGAGUUCAGCAGGACGGGAAGUUCAGAACCGUAGGGAAAGCGUCGAAGAUGUCACAAUGAGUUUCUGUGCCACACCUGCCGAAAAAGAAGAGGUGGGGUGCACUCGCUCGCCUUGUGGAAAUGAGAUGCUCUUGUCAGGGUGAAUGGGUCUGCUUCCAUCUGCAAAGGAGGUACCCGGUUAGGUAUGGGAAGAUUGCACCCUCUUAUUCCGACUAAACAUUAGUUAGAACUUUCUGGCAGUAAUAGCUGUUUGACAGUGAGACAGACUCCCUCGGAAGGUCGGCUCUCCUGUGUUUGAGGUUUUUAAACACAGGUUGGAUGACCACCUGUUGCAGAUGUUUUCAUUGUGAUCCCUGCAUUGCAGGAGCUUGGACUAGAGGGCUCUUGGGGGUCCUUCCAACUCUAUGAUCAGUGCCUCCACCCCCCAGCCUCCCUGCUUCUGAAGUGGCUGAAGUUGGGGUGGGAAGGCGCAAUCCAGUCCAGGUUCCCACUGUUCGAGCACCCCUUUCUUUUUCCAUAGCUUCCUCUUGCACCCCUGCCUGCCAAUCCAUGCUCAGUCCUAUCACCUGUGCUAUACAGUGCUGUUUUAAACACCUGCUAAAAUAUUUUCUGCUCCAGUGGGUCUACCCAGACGCAUAAUUUGGUCGUAUCUACCAGCAUGGUGUAGUGGUUAAGAGCAAUAGACUCGUAAUCUGGUGAACCGGGUUCGCGUCUCCACUCCUCCACAUGCAGCUGCUGGGUGACCUUGGGCUAGUCACACUUCUUUGAAGUCUCUCAGCCCCACUCACCUCACAGAGUGUUUGUUGUGGGGGAGGAAGGGAAAGGAGAAUGUUAGCCGCUUUGAGACUCCUUCGGGUAGUGAUAAAGCGGGAUAUCAAAUCCAAACUCCUCUUCUUCUUCUUACCUUUGUUUAGUGUUUGACUAUGUUUAUUGCUCUUAAAUGCCUAGGGGUGUUUUUACAUGUUUCAGAUGUGUUAAAUAUGUUUCUGUUUUGUUUUUUAAUUGCACUGUUUUACCACAAGUGCGUUUGCUUCCCUGAGCUCUUUUGGAAGGGUGGUUGGGAUAAACAUUUAAUGAAUGAAUGGAAUACAAAUUGGAAUAGGGCACAGAUUCUGUACACUAUCGUCAUAGCAAAUGGAGGCAGUGAGUGCCGACAGUUACAUAGCCACUCAGAAGCAAAAGCAUUAGUAUCCUUAGGAGAACACCAAGUUUGCGGCAGUGCCCCCCCCCUCCCAAAUGGGCAAGGAACGGAAUGGAGUUUUCUAGAGGAGGGGCUGGCUGGCUGGCAUUUUGAACAGGGAUGCUCCUUGUAAGGGAUAUUCCAACUAGGGAUGGGAGAGACAUUUGAGUUAAUUUGCAUUUAAAGAUAAAUUUCCCUAAUUUGCACUUUCCAAAAGAAUGCGUGGACCGAAACACAACCCAUCCUUUGAAAUUCACACUUUUCCAGAUUCUGCGGUGCAGUACUCCAGCCAACUAAUCUGUCCAAAAACAUAUAUACUGGAAUAAAGUGUCUCUGAAAAUUCACAUAAUAGCUAAAACCGCAUGCAAAAGCGUCUUAUUUCGGGGGAAAGCGUAUUGCAAAAAUGUGUCUAUUGGGCAAAAAAACGUGUGUAUUAGUCGAUAUCCACACUGGAACGCUGAUGAAUUUUCAUGACUUUAACAUCACUAACGUAUACAUGUGACAAACUGAAUUUAAGAUCUGAGAAAUUAGAAACUGAAAUUGACAGGUUCACUCAUCCUUAACGCCAGCAAUUUUAAUGCAGGUUCUCUAAUAGCAAACUCGGGGGGUUGAGUCUCUCAGCAUGUAAGCAAGACGGGGCCACCCAAAAAUUAAAUAGUGGCUUCUGCAUCCACGGACAGUGACCCAGAAAUGCAGAAGUAUAUGCAUUGGUGAUUUUAAAAGCAAAUGGCUUUAAAAAAAAAAAGUAACCCCAGUCGGCAGAAAUCUGUGGGCUUACACUGUGCUGAUGGUGGUUGAAACGAUAAAGAGAGAGAUUAAAGGGUUUCUAAAGAAUGCAGGAUACAGGCAGACAGUGUGAGUCUGUAUAGCUGAGAGUUGUAGAGGCACAAAAUGUUUUAUGUUGAUAAGGGCAGGUGGGGAGGACAGAGGAAGAGCGGGAGAUCUGACCUGAUCAAGCCCCAGAGAAUAUAUUGUAGGAUUCCUUGGGUAGAAGGGGGGAGGUAAUUAUUAUUAUUAUUAUUAUUAUUAUUAUUAUUAUACCCUACCCAUCUAGCUGGGCUUCCCCAGCCACUCUGGGAGGCUUCCAACAAAAUAUUAAAAUACAAUAGUCCUUCAGAUAUUAAAAGCUUCCCUAAACAGGGCUGCCUUCAGAGGUCUUCUAAAAGUCAGGUACAGUGGUACCUCGGGUUACAUAUGCUUCAGGUUACACACUCCGCUAACCCAGAAAUAGUGCUUCAGGUUAAGAACUUUGCUUCAGGAUAAGAACAGAAAUCUUGCUCCGGCGGUGCAGCGGCAGAAGGACCCCUUAGCUAAAGUGGUGCUUCAGGUUAAGAACAGUUUCAGGUUAAGAACAGACCUCCAGAACUAAUUUAGUACUUAACCCAUGGUACGACUGUAGUUGUUUAUUUCCUUGACAUCGGAUGGGAGGGCAUUCCACAGGGUGGGCGCCACUACCGAGAAGGCCCUCUGCCUGAUUCCCUAUAACUUCGCUUCUCACAGUGAGGGAACCACCAGAAGGGCCUUGGAGCUGGACCUCAGUGUCCAGGCAGAACGAUGGGGGUGGAGAUGCUCCUUCAGGUAUACUGGACCAAGGCAGUUUAGGGACUUAAAGGUCAGCACCAACACUUUGAAUUGUGCUCAGAAACGUACCAGGAGCCAAUGUAGAUCUUUCAGGACUGGUGUUAUAUGGUCUUGGCGGCCACUCCCAGUCACCAGUCUAGCUGCCGCAUUCUGGAUUAGUUGUAGUUUCCGGGUCACCUUCAGAGGUAGCCCCACGUAGAUCACAUUGCAGUAGUCCAAGCGGUUAAGGCUGACACGUGUGCUGGCAGAUGGUUAAAAAAUGCCCCACUGCAUUUAUGAUGAACCUAGUUCGCACUGUCCGCAACAAAAACCGAAAUGCAACUAUCAUUUGGAAUUCGCUCUUCUCUGAAUUUCUAAAUGCUUUUCUCCAUCCAAAUGACAACAGGUGUGCGUGUGUGAGAGAAUGGGGGGCAACAAGUCCUGCAGGAGCACUGUUGGGUGGAAUUCAUCUAUUGGGGGAUUGGCCAUGGGUUGCCAGGGGGAGAGGGUGGGCCAAGAAGGAAGGCUGGCUUUUCCAGUGGCAAGGAUAUGGAUCCCUGCAGCAGUACUCCUUAGAAUAAAUUUUAUUAGUGCUUCUAGAGAAAAAUACAAAACUGAAUACCAAAUAUAUUUUCCUCUCUCUCUUUUUUUGUCCAAACUAAGACAUUGAUCUAAACACACUAAAAGCAUAAAGAGGGAGGGGGGGAGGAAUAAGGAUAGAGAGAAAGAAAGAAAGAAAAAUAAUUGGAAAAGAGGAUAAAAGAGAGAAAAAUAAAUAAAAUUCAGAAGGUAAGGGACUUCUGAUUUUUCGUCCGUCCGCUAUAUAAAAACAAUAUUCACUUCAUUCAUUCCAAUGUAACAACCAAGAAAACCACUUUCUAUAAAGAAACAUUUUCCUUUUUUUUCCAAUUUCCAAUUUUUUCAGUUUAUACUUUUCAAGUUCAUAAAUUUCACUAUUCAUGCAUUUCACUAAUUUUACAAUCAUUUUGACAUUUCAAAACUUGACUUCAUUCCCCUCUUUCUGCGGUUCCUUAUAUAUAUAUUUCAUAUCUUUUGCAUAUCCAAAUUAACCUAAUUUGCUCAUUUAUUCAUCUUUUUAAAAUAUAUGCUCUUGUGAAACUGCAGGUUAUUACAAUAAUCCUACCAAGAUUUCUAUCUCUUUACAAUUUAUCUGUAAAUAUUCAAUAAACCAUUUCCAUUCUUUUAUAAAAAGUUUGCUAUCUUGAUUUCUUAUUCUUCUACUAAGUUUCACCAUUACAGUGGUACUUCGGGUUACAUACACUUCAGGUUACAUACGCUUCAGGUUACAGACUCCGCUAACCCAGAAGUAUUACCUCAGGUUAAGCACUUUGCUUCAGGAUGAGAACAAAAAUUGCACUGCGGCAGCACGGCAGCAGCGGGAGGCCCCAUUAGCUAAAAUGGUGCUUCAGGUUAAGAACAGUUUCAGGUUAAGAAUGGACCUCCGGAACGAAUUAUGGUAAGUACUUAACCUGAGGUACCACUGUACAGCAAACAUUAUCUUCAAUCCUCAAAUCCUAAGGAAAUUUCGUUUUCCACGCAAAAACUCUACGAGAAGUUUCCGACCUUUAACAAAUGUUGGCAAGGACUUUUCUCCUAUCACUUUCGUCAUCUCAGCCAAGUCUGUUAGUUUUAACAGCCACUCUUCCAUUGCUGGUAAUAAGGGGUCCUUCCAUCUUUGUGCAUAUAAAAGUCUUGCAGCUCCUGCAUCAGUGCUUCAAAUCCGCGUCGAUGUCUCUGAUUAUGGGGACCCCCUUUCCACCAUUCCUAGUAUGGGGCUGUACCCUUGCCUCAAUCCUGGGACUCCCUGCAUGAAAAAUGUGAGCUGUUCCACCUGCCUAGGGCUUCUCCUGCUGUCUCAUGGCUGGUGUCUAUGACCAGGGUUGAUGUGGUUUGAUGGCACCAUGAAGACACGAUGUGACUGAGGCCUGCCUACUGCUGUGCUUGAGCAAUUGGGGAACUCGCCAUUAAGCAGAGCGAAGUGGCAGCCAAUUUUUGGAUGUCAUGAAAGGAGAGCACAUGGCUAUUUGAUGUAUUGUAUUCUUACUGCCACAGAAGGGGAGAGGUGCUUGUGGGAGCCCCCCAAAAAAUUUAAGGGAAAAAAAACUCUGGAUGCACAUUUCCAAAAUAUAAGAUAAAACCUACAUACGGCAACAGUGUUUUGUGUUGUGUAAGCUCCUAUUUGUUAUGUGCAAAUGGCUUUAGAUACUGUUAUGUACUGAGUUGAAUAGGAUCCAAAAGGCAGCAGUCUGAUUGGUCCUAGCACAACAGGAUUCAGAAUUCAGCAGUCUGAUUGGUCCUAGAACAAUGCAGCAGUCUGAUUAGUCCGCAGGAGCCACCCGAUUCAGCUCCAGGUGGAAGUGAAUCCACAACCUGAUUGACCUACAGGAGAAUCCCAGAAUUAGCCAAUCACGUGCAGCCCAUUGUGUAAAUAAUGUAUAUAAAGCAGGUAUUUGGGGGGAACUUCCAUUCCUCCUCACCACUAUGAGCUGAAUAAAGAGCAUGAAAUCCACUCUCGACUCCGAGUAUAUUUCAGAUACCUAUUGGGUGCAUAAAUUACCAUUUAGCGUAUAUUCAACACACACGAAACAGCGACAAUUUGUUGCUGACAGAGGACAGCUGACAUAUAAAGGGCCCCAUUACCUUCAGUAGCUUAGGGCCUCAUCAAACCUAAAUCUGGCUCUGGGUGCGUAUGCCAUUUGCAGAUCUGUCGCAGGCAACAAAACGCAUUGGGGCAACCCUGUAUGCAGAACUUGCAGUGUUGAUUUCAAUCACAAGGGUUCUCUCCCACCCACACCCCUGAAUUCUGGCCUGUUCCCUCUCCUCUUUUAUUAUUAUUAUUAUUAUUCUUUUAUUUAGUACAGAAUAAAACCACAAAGGGCAUAUCACACAAACAAGAACAAAACAAUAAUGCCCCUCCAUCCUUUCUCAUGCUACAGUGCAAAUUCCUGUCUCCUACUUCCCAUCCUUGUGCCCUUCAUACUGAAGGUUUAUGAUUACAGUGGUACCUCAGGUUACAGACACUUCAGGUUACAGACUCCGCUAACCCAGAAAUAUUACCUUAGGUUAAGAACUUUGCUUCAGGAUGAGAACAGAAAUCAUGCGGCGGCAGCGGGAGGCCCCAUUAGCUAAAGUGGUACCUCAGGUUAAGAACAGUUUCAGGUUAAGAACGGACCUCCAGAAAGAAUUAAGUGCUUAACCCGAGGUACCACUGUAUUUCUAAUUAAAGACAACACAUAAUAAAUAAAAACCACUGGGUGCAUUUUAAAACAGACUAGAAACCAACCUUUAAAGCGCCUGGGCAAAUAAAUGAUUUUGGUGCUGAUGCUAAAAUAAUUGUAACAUUGAGACACCUGUCAUGCUGCUACAGGAUGGGUGCAUUGUGCAAUUGCGUGGGGCACCAAGCUAUUGGUGGGGGGGUGCCAAGCUGAGCUCACUGGCUGUGAUUUUUUAAAAUGUUUCAUCUGCCUUGAGCUAGAGUGGCAAAAAGCAAACGUCUGUGACCUUCCCCCCAUCCCCAAGGUUCUACAGAUUAUAUUCCUUCAAUUAGCUGUAAAGUAUGUUUCUUUUUCAGUUUUCAUGUUGACAUAAUCCAAGCUAGGGCUGGGGCGGGGGGAGGAAUGGUGGAACACAGUUUGUCUUUGGGGCAGAUUUUACCAAGCACUUAGCACUUCAGAUCUUAUAAACACUACAUAAAUGAUAAUGAAAUAAAGUGGUUUGAAUGUGGGAGGUCAGUUGUAUACUUUUUUUUUUUACUUAUAACUUUUGUUAUAAGUAAAUGUUAUAAAACAAAAGAAUGCCUGUCAAAAGAUAGGGAACUGCUACAAAACAAAAAGCAAAUCAAAGCGGUUGCUAGGCUUAGUCGCUCUAUGUUUUAUGUAAUUUUUUUUUUAAAAAGCAGCAAGAGAAGACUGAAGACAGUCAUAUAUGGUGAUACAGUGGUACCUCGGGUUACAUACGCUUCAGGUUACAUAUGCUUCAGGUUACAUAUGCUUCAGGGUACAGACUCCGCUAACCCAGAAAUAGUGCUUCAGGUUAAGAACUUUGCUUCAGGAUGAGAACAGAAAUUGUGCUCCGGCGGCGCAGCAGCAGCAGGAGGCCCCAUUGGCUAAAGUGGUGCUUCAGGUUAAGAACAGUUUCAGGUUAAGAACAGACCUCCGGAACGAAUUAAGUACUUAACCCGAGGUACCACUGUACUGUCUCUUCAAAGUAGGAGGCCUACUUUUUGCAGCUGAGGUUGGGAGUGUUGGAGAUCAGGGAGGAGAGCUUGCCGUUUGUUUUGUUUGUGCGGAACCCGAUAAAGAAUCUAGGCCAACAACCCCAUGAAAGCUAUGCUUUGAGAGCCACCCACACGACAUGACAGAGACUGGGAUCCUAGAAGUGGAACAGCAGAGCAACGUGCAAGAGGUAGCCCACUUGGGUCCUUUUUCAUAGACACUGGUGGGGGAUAGACUGGGAGCAGCAGGCCUGUUGUUGUUUAGUCAUGUCCGACUCUUUGUGACCCCAUGGACCAGAACACGCCAGGCACUCCUGUCUUCCACUGCCUCCCGCAGUUUAGUCAAACUCAUGCUGGUAGCUUCAAGAACACUAUCCAACCAUCUCGUCCUCUGCCGUCCCCUUCUCCUUGUGCCCUCCAUCUUUCCCAACAUCAGGGUCUUUUCCAGGGAGUCUUCUCUUCUCAUGAGGUGGCCAAAGUCUUGGAGCCUCAGCUUCACGAUCUGUCCUUCCAGUGAGCACUCAGGGCUGAUUUCCUUCAGAAUGGAUAGGUUUGAUCUUCUUGCAGUCCAUGGGACUCUCAAGAGUCUCCUCCAGCACCAUAAUUCAAAAGCAUCAAUUCUUUGGCGAUCAGCCUUCUAUAUGGUCCAGCUCUCACUUUCAUACAUUACUACUGGAAAAACCAUAGCUUUAACUAUAGCAUGGUUAUAUUUUAACACAACUUGGUAAUGCUGCAAAGUUACAGAGCUGCCUGGUGGGUGGGUGGAGGCAACUGGGACCAUUGGGCCCAGGCCCACAAGCCCCCCCUCCCACCUCGGUUCCUGUGCAUACCAUUGGCCACCAAUGGUAAGUUAUUAUUAUUCUUUAUUGAAUUUAUAUACCGCCCUAUACCCGGAUGUCUCAGGGCGAUUCACAGAAAAGAUCAACAAAACCCCCCACAAAAUAUAUAAUCAAAAUAAAAACAACAACUGAAUAACGCACACACCCCAAAAAAGAGAGAGCCACAUUUUAAAAGGGCGUAGGAUGAAUGCCUUUUAAGACUUUCAGGCAGGUGGCCCUGGACAGUAAUAUUCUGUGGCAGUUGCUCCAGGAAAAGGUUGAUCAGUGGCAUGAGGCCAGUUCUGAAGGCAGGAAUCGUUCCUUUGCCAGCAAGUGGAAAACCUGUGUGACCGAGGCCCAAUAAACAGGAAGGUGCUCUGGCACAAAGAAGUCGGGAUUUUGAAGAGAUACAAUGGGGCAGGAAGUAGAGGAGCUGGGUAGGCUCAUAUAGGGAGAUGAUCCUUCAGGUAUUUCGGUUCCAAGCUGCUUGCGGGCUUCAAUGCCAGCUGAAUUCAGUAAACACCGGUUGAAUGGAACUGAAUUAGUAAGCAGGCCAGCAGCAGAAUCUUUACAACUCUCUUCCCUGCUUUGGAUACGUCACCUCCUAUUGUGUGUUUGCUUUGCUUUGCUGGGUCAUGGAUCUUGCUGUGCCAAGUCCUUAAUUAAAGGGAUGAACAAUUGUCAACUUUCCUGUCAGGCGACACCUUUUCUGACCAACGCUUAUGCUGUGUGUGGUAUGCUAAUAGGCAGGAACUGCAGUUUACGGCAGCAGGGAAUUGCCCCAUGGUAGUACUGUGGGGACGCGGGUGGCGCUGUGGGUUAAACCACAGAGCCUAGGGCUUGCCGAUCAGAAGGUCGGCGGUUCGAAUCCCCACGACGGGGUGAGCUCCCGUUGCUCGGUCCCUGCUCCUGCCCACCUAGGAGUUUGAAAGCACGUCAAAGUGCAAGUAGAUAAAGAGGUACGGGAAGGUAAACGGCGUUUCCGUGCGCUGCUCUGGUUCGCCAGAAGCGGCUUAGUCAUGCUGGCCACAUGACCCGGAAGCUGAACGCCAGCUCCCUCCGCCAAUAAAGCGAGAUGAGCGCCGCAACCCCAGAGUCGGCCACGACUGGACCUAAUGGUCAGGGGUCCCUUUACCUUUACCUAGUACUGUGGUUCGUUUAUUCAAGGCUGCAUCAGAGGUUCAAGCCUUUGGCCCUGCGUAGCUGUCAUUUCUCUCUUUCCUUGUUCACCAGGGUGUACCUACCACUCCUGGACUUUGCACCUGCACUUAAAAAAAAUGGCAAAAGGCAAGUUUGAGAAAUGAGUGCCUCUGAGCAUGCACAAAGUGCAAAACCACCCUCUGUGCUAAGCGACCGUUGCAUCAGAGCAGAUCUUAAGCCCAGGUGCCCCUUAUUUUCGAAAUUAAAUCCCGACAACCUUAACUCCUGUCUCCCGGGUCGCCACCGCCGCCCUGUUGCCCCAGAUUCUUCCAGCAGGGUUUCUUUGCUUCCCUUUUUAGCCCCGCCCCUUGUCACUUCCGUUCCUUGACAGGUUCAGUCGCGCGUCUUCCCCGCCUCCCAACCUUUUUUUUCCGAGCCGAUUGGCUGGGCUCCCGCCACUCACCAACGAGGAAGCCUAUCGGAAUGGGAAACGCUGAUUGCGGGGCGGGAGGCGGAUGGGAAACGUCGGUUGAAGACGAGAGCCUUGUUUGUUUCCUCCCCCCUCCUCUUCCCCCUCCCGCUAUGCCCGACCGCGCAGCGCGGAUUGGCUGAGAGGCGAAGAGCGGGGCGGGACGAGGAGGCGGCGGGGCGGGGCGCCAGCCAGCCGGCGCUGUAACCGCCGCACAAACCGGCUUUGCGCUUUUCAAACGCCAACUGUGUGGCGAGCGAGCGAGCGCGAGCGCGGGGCCGGGCACGAGCGCGCUGGGGGGGCCGCUGGCACCGAGCGGCGGCAAGAAAAGAGCCGCGUCAGGGGAGGCUGGUCUGUCCCUUGAGGUGCUGCUGUCCUGCGUUGGAAACAGGGACGAAGCGGGCGUGUGUGUGUUUGAGGGGGGAGGAAAUAAAAAGGAGCGUGAGGCGGCGGCGGGCGAGACAGGCAGAGAAGGCGAACCGUCUGGGCUCGGGAAACGAAGCCCUGAGGAAGGAAAAAGGGUGAGUGUGCCCUGAGAAUAUGUAUUAUUAUUGUUAUUCUUAUUAAUAGUGUUAUAGGCCGGGGAGGGUUCUCUCCCCCCCCCGCGCCUCACCUCACCUCACGGAAAAGAGGGGGGCGGCGUUGCUGCUGAGGGAAAAGCACGGCCGACAAUGAGGAGGGAAAGCGCCCCCUGGCGGCCUCGGCAGCAGCGCCCCCUCCCCAAAGUCUGCCCCCCCCCAUCCCCAUCGCCUGCCUGUGGGGAUGGCGGCUCUGCUGAGGCUGGCGCUUCUUGUGGGUCACGCCGUCCCCGCCGGCGGCGACGGUGGGGCGCCUGGAUGAGCUUCCCUCUCGCCGCCGCCGCCGCCACCCGGUCGCUUCUGCUUCUCUCGCUCGCCUCAUGACAUCCUUUCCCCAGCUUUCUCUUGAGUGAGUGUGUGUGCAGAUUUGUGUGUGCAUGUAUAUAUAUGUGUGUGUAUAUAUAUGUGUGCAUGUAUUUGUUUAUUGGGGUUUUUGUUCGUGUGUGUUUAUAUAAAUGUGUGUGUGUGCAGUGCUGCCAACUUAAAUAAAAUAUUUAUUUAAUCAAUCAAUCACAAGAAGUAGCACACGCACGCUAUUCUAAUGGCAGUGCCCAUCAAACUUGGUGGCUCCCAGCCCCCCUUAAAUAUUUUAUUCUAGGCGACCUUGGCCCCUAGGAGUUGGUCCUGUGUGUGUGUGUGUGUGCGCGCGUGCAUGUAUUUGUUUAUUGGAGUUUUUUUGUGUGUGUGUUUAUAUAAAUGUGUGCUUUUGCAUAUAUUUAUAUGUGCAUUGGGGUGUUGUUUGGUUUGUGUUUAUAGAAAUGUGUGUUUGUGCUGUGGUGCCAACUUGAAUAAAAUAUUGGGGGGGGCAGGUAAGCCCUGCCCCACAUAAUCAAUCACAAGAAGUGGUACACACGCUAUUCAAACGACAAUGCCCAUCAACCUUGGGCCCUAGGAGUUGUUCGUGUGUGUGUGUGUGUGUAUAUGUGUUUGUGUGUGUGCAUGGAGAGAGAUCACACACACAUUACCGGCAAACUGCAGCUCAAGAUUGCGAGAGAGGCUCAAGGACGUCUCACUCUUAGAUACACCUGUGGUGCUUUUCGGGCAGCUUAAUAAAAAGGAAAGGGUGACUGGUGGUUUAAAAGCCAAGCCUUGAACAUGGGGAAAUGCAGAUUGUGCAAAUGGAUUCCCUUAUUAUUAAUAAUAAUGAUGAUGAUGAUGAUGAUGGCAAUUUGGCUGUCACAAUCAUAAGUUUGUGUCAGACAUUUGGGAGCAGGAAUUUUUGGAGUAGUGUGUGUAGUGUGUCCAGGGAAAAAAGGGUUGAUAAAGUUGUGGAUUGUGUGUGCGCAGCCAUUUCAGCUUAUACAGCUAGUAUUUUGUUUGAUGAUGGGGCUCUAAGGUGGUGGCUGGCAUCCUUGCCUGACCCCUUGCAGCUCUAUAUCUUCAGGCUGCCAUCUUUCAGAUCUUUUUUCAUACUUCCCUCUCACCCCUUACACGGAUGCCUUUUGCUUUUUUAUAUUUUUGGAGCGUCCAGUUGUUUAAGGUGCAUGGUCAGUGCCGUGAACUACUUCUUCGCACAGUCCAUUUUCACUUAUGGAAUUCUAUUUUCAGAUGUGGAGUGGGCAUAAUAAUAGCUUAGGGCAAAUUCAUGUAGUUUGGGAGAUGACUAAGUAACUGUGGAAGAACGUGCACAUAUGGCGUAGGAGCAGCAGAUCACUGAGUGUGUGCAGAUUUGUUGAACCGGAAACCUUCUGCAAUGUGCAAUUUCUGUUAUCUCCUAAAAUGUAUAUAAGGUGUACUUAUAGGGACAACCCCCCCAUCCUGUAAACAAUGCGUAAUAAGCAGAAUAUUGCUGAAAACACUUAAGAUAAAACCCUAAAAAACAAUAUUAUAAAAGAAACCUUAUAUGAAAAAGAAAAUCUAUUAACAAUUGCAGCACCUAAUCAGAGUAAUCACUGAGGUUCAUACCCUUGCAGGGGGUCCACUUCAGCUAUUAGUGCCUCCUGACUCUUUAGCUCUCUGUUGUCACUCACUGCCUGUUCACCUGUCCCCUCUGAACAUGCAAGCAGUGACUAGAGCAAGGUGAUGGAGCAGCAUCUUUCACUUGCUUGGUCAUCUCCCAUUUAGUAGUUGUAUAGAUUGAGUGCAGAGGGAAAGGGUAAGUAAUUGGAGCGUGAGGAGAAAGUUGACCCACUGAAAUCAUCUUGCCCAAGGGCAGGGGUCAGCAAGCUUUUUCAGCAGGGGGCCGGUCCACUGUCCCUCAGACCUUGUGGGAGGCUGGACUAUAUUUUUGGAAAAAAUAUGAACAAAUUCCUAUGCCCCACAAAUAACCCAGAGAUGCAUUUUAAAUAAAAGGACACAUUCUACUCAUGUAAAAACAUGCUGAUUCCCGGACCGUCCGCGGGCUGGAUUUAGAAGACGAUUGGGCGGAUCCAGCCCCCGGGCCUUAGUUUGCCUACCCAUGCCCAAGGGUCUCUCAGAACCAGGAACUGGCACAGGUGUAGGUGCCUGAUUGCAAAGAGCAUUGCCAUUGUGAUGGUUUUUUUAUUUCUAGUUACUUAUGGUAAUUUUAAAAAUAGAUUUGUAAUGUACACUUAAUUUAGCGUUUGUCCCCAAACCAUUUAAGUACCCUGCAAUACAACACUGCACAAUAGUAAUAGUAGUAAUAGUAAUUAUUAAUAGCAAGUUUACUCUGGAGUAAAUCCCAAGUUCAAUGAUUUUAGGAUUGCAGCAUUAACUUGAAAGCCCCUAGAGGACAAAAUUAUUAACAUUAAAAAAUAACAACCCAUCCAACUGCUGUAAGCCUUGCAGACAAACUCCCAGCUCAGCUCGUAACCAUUAACCAGACAGGGCAAAAAUUAGAUAUAAUAUGAGCAUCUUCCAACUUUUCCAAACAGCAUAUCAUUCCUUUCCUUUGGGGCUAUAGCUAUAAAGACCUAGCACUUAGCAUCCAAGGUUCUAAUCUCCCUUAAUGGUGGAAUAUGAAGCAGAGCCAUAGUUGAUUAAUAUGAGAGGCUUUCUAAAGCUUGUGGGUUCCAGUCUGUGAAAAUUUAAAUGAUUCCAAUUAGCAAGGAUUGGAAAUACCUGUAUCACACAUUAUGACCUUCUAUAAAGGAAAUUGCUUGAUUUCUGUGGCAUGGUUCCGGCCGUAGUGUUUGAAAGUUUGUAAAUUGUUUCAGAUUGUGACCAGUUGCUAUUUAUGGGACUUUCUGCACAGAAGUCUUUGUGUAUUAAAUUUGUGCUCAAAUAAGUAACGGGAGGGAAGGACUUUUGUGUUUGGUACAGUGGGUUCCAUUAUAUCAUUGAAGUGUUAUAAAAAUGCAUCUCCAGUUCCCAUGCAUUCUAUGAGUUAGGGUGUUUCAGUGGACAUAAUGUUAGACAUGAGGCUUGUAGCCUGACAUGAGACUUGUAUGCUUACUGGAAGUCCUGAGUUCAGCAGGGCUUCCAAGUAACUGUGUGUAUAGUAUGACAACCAUGAAUUCCAAAUUCCUCUUCAGCAAAUGAUUUGAUGGCAUACACAGUACCUUUGUCUUUAAAAAAAUCACUUGCUCUUAAGCUAUGUGUGAAAAAUAUUUUAAUUGCUGUUGAAUCUUUUAAACCAGCUGUUUGAUUACAUUGUGUCCUCAGUAUGGUUCAUAUUUUUUUAAAAUAGCCUUGCAUCCCAUGCCUAACUUUUUUGUUCCCCUGAAACUGCUUUAGCUAAAAACUUCAUUACUAAUUGUAAUGGGUUGCAACUUGAAUGACUGCAGUUCACGUAAAAGCACAUAUACCUAAGAAUUUCAGGCAGGUCAAUGAAAUGAGAUUGAUAUGAAUCUAUCGAGCUAUGAGUCAAAACAUAGCUUUUUUUCUAAUAAAGUAAAGACGUCAGUGUAAGACUUCUGCUUUUCUCCGGAACAGUUUGUGGUAAAUAUGUGGUAAUGGUGACGUUGUGUCCUAGUUACUGAUAACUUUUUUGAAAAAGAAAAAAGUAGUCUUAUACAGAGUUUGACCAACAUUUGCUUCAACUUCUGUAUGACGGAUGCUUCUAAAGCUAUGUGAAGCUGUUACUUAGAUAGUGUAUGAGUAUGAGACUACAGUUAGUUCAGGGUCUGAAUGUGAUACACACCUGAAAAGUUAAUUUAAAAGAUGGGGCACUUAAACCAAAAUUGCAGUGAUCUGCUCUAAAUAGUUGAGAGAUUCUUUUGGAACUCUUCCCAAUCUGCUAGGAAUUGCCAUCCUAAAUAAUGCUCCAGUUUACAGAUACCAGGAACCACACUGUUCUCUCUUACCUGUAGAUCAUUUAUGAAUGCAUGAAAUAGCACCCCUGGUUAUUGCCUAUAAUCUCCUAAAUAGAUAGUGAUCAAUUGUAAGAUUUUGUCUUAUCCCAUGACUCACACAUUAUUGACAAGAAAAGGAAGGCCUUUCAGACCUGGAAAAGAGAUAGAAACUGUGCCACUAAGAAAAAAUAAACCUAUGCCAACGCUAAGGCUGAGGUUCAAAGAAGAAUCAGAGAAGUAAAGAACACCUGUUGGAUUAAAAAAAAAAAGCUCAAGAGAUCCAGCACUUAGCCAACACUCAUGAUGCACAGAGUUUAUUUAAAGCCAGAAAGACCAUCUAUGGGCCAAUAAAUCAUGGCAUAUGCCCCCUACGCUCAACAGACUGUACCAUACUUCUAAAAGAUAAAGAAACUGGGAUUGCACUGGAAAGAACAUUACUAGCAUCUCCUUAACUGCAAGUCCCCUGUAGCUGCUGAGGUCCUCUCACAAAUUCUGCAAAAAUAAAUUAGAGAUGAGCUUGCAGUAUCUCCAAAUCUGGGAGAGUUGUGUACAGCUGUCAACCAAAUGAAAAACAACGAAGCCAGCGGACCUGAUGGGAUAUCUGCCGAAAUGAUCAAAGUGGGUGGAUUUGAACUUACAUAACAAUUUCACAAGCUCAUUGAAAAAAUAUGGGAGAGAGAGGAAAUCCUAACAGACUUUAGGGAUGCCAAAAUUAUCAACCUUUUUAAAAAUGGUGAUCGAGCGGAUUGUGGAAACUAUAGAGGCAUCUCUUUAUUAGCUACGGCCUGCGAGUGCUCCAAUUGGAGAACAACCUUAACCAAAGGUGUCAUGGACUUUGAAGAUGCUUGAACUCAGGACAAAAGGGAGAAAUGUACUAAGAGGAAGGCACGUUUGGCAAACCCUCAUAUGAUCAACUCCUGCCCGGAAAUCUAUGUCCCCACUGUGGAAGGACGUGCGGAUCCAGAAUUGGCCUCCACAGUCACUUACGGACUCACUGUUAAAACCGUGUUUAUGGAAGACAAUCUUACUUGGCUACGAGUGAUUGCCAAAGAAGAUCCCAUUACUAGUACAAUUCCUUAGAAGUGUUUUAAUGAGGAGCUUCUUGAAAAAGCAACCACCCAGUUAGUGGUCUACCUGGUGUUGUAAAAGCCAUGAUGGCUCUUCCUUGGCAAGGAAGACAAUUCUAGUCUUAAUAAGGUUUUCCACUGAUUUACCUAAGACAACUAACUUAAGGCUAACCAAUCUCUAAUUAAGUGUAAUAUUUAAUUAGGAGAAAAAGAAUAAAGCAAUCUUAAUGGGGUUUCAAUUCAAGCAAAUUAAUAGAUUUAUUUGGAAAUAUUUUUAUUGGAAAUGGGAGGCACUGAAGUGAAUGUACUGAAAAUGGUUAACAUUGAUUUUAACGUGAAUCAUAGAAACAGCUAUGCAUUAGAUAUCUAUAUAUUUCUGACGUGUAUUCUUCUGCAAAAUUAAUUACAACUUUUCAGUUGCCCAGUUACUAUUGUAACCCAUUUAUCAUAUUAUUCGUUUUAGGAAACAAUAUAGCAUUAAAAUUAUACUUACGUUUCCCCUUCAUUUUGUUCUAUAUUGCUGUGCCUUCGCCACAUCCUGGAUCAUCUGCUUUGUUUUUAAGCCGUUGGUGUUGGAUACAUAAUGUAGUGUGUUUUAGUGGAAAUAUUAAUAAUUUUAGCACUUGAAUGUCAUACUGUUUACAUGUUGCAUGAUAGGAUCUAAAAAUAUUUGAAUUCUGUGUAAUAAAUAUGUAACCACACACAGAGAGAGAAAGAAAGAAAGAAAGAAAGAAAGAAAGAAAGAAAGGGUAAUAUCAAACCUAGCACAAUUCUUUCACUUGCUUUACUUUCCCCUCUUAGUUCCUGUGUACCCCAAAUCUGAGAUACACUCUGGAGCAGAGCUGGGGGGGAGCGUGGAAUAGGUAAGAGAGGAAAGAAGUUCCAUUGCCCAGUUUUCUGUUGUACAAGCAGGUGGACAUCAUUGCAUGUUUCCCAAAAGGUAGCCAACUAAAUCAGAGUAGACCCAUUGAAACCAGUGGAAUUCAAUUAGUAAUGUCCUUUGAUUUCGGUGGGUCUACUCUGAGCAUGACAAAAUUGGAUACAACCAUAAAGGUUUAUUUUUGGACAUCAAAACUGCUAAAAGUUUUUUAUAGCAAGCCAAGAGAAUGAGAACUGGUAGUUUACUUGGACUGUGUGACACUUGUAUUUAAAUAAAUGUUGUUUUGACAGGUGGAAAUCAGUAACGAGUGUUGGAGAAACCUCAUGCAUUAA